This is a messenger RNA of Symbiodinium sp. CCMP2592, 3471 nucleotides long. NCBI's taxonomy places the organism in Eukaryota, Dinophyceae, Suessiales, Symbiodiniaceae. The record is from the annotation of a GenBank genome assembly.
AUGCCCCAUCCACGACCAGAGGAUCUUGAAGAGGAGAUGGAAGCUGCAAUGGGUGAUGAGGGCAACCCCGAAGAAGAUGGCAAGGUCAAGGUUUACUGGACCAACUACGUUGUGGCUGAGGCAUGGGAGAAGUCGACCAUCCUCCGCAAGCGUGGCAGGGAGACCAAACAGUUGACCAGGUGGCCUGCUGCGAAGACGAAGGGUAUCCCUUCCAUGCAAGCCAUCCACUUGAACGGGGAUGCGCUACUGAUCCUGGCGAAGAGAUGGUGUCCCCUGGUCCCAAUGGCGAAAACGCCAACAAUCGAAGUGCUUCAAACCGAAGUGAAAAAGUGGAGAGAAGAAAUGGAUCUGCAAGAGGACUCUGUGAUCGAAUACUUGGACACGUGGGGACUCCGACGCAUGUUCUCUCUUGCCAUUCGGAGAAGAAGCUCUUCGCGGAGAUCCAGGGAUACCGUCGUCGAGGAGUUCUUCGAUGUGCUGUUGCGGCAUUGGGGGCACACAAAGCAAUACCUUGCCAAGCACGAGGGCUUAGCUGAAGAGGCAGACGACAUUCUGUCCGACGGCUACGUUGAGAUGUCGGACAACGAGGACGCGAGCUGGUGUGUGAAGUUCCGUGAUGCAGGUGGGUCAUCCGAAUCCUUGCCGGACGAAGGGUUGGAGGAUUCCGUGGGUUCAAACGAAGUGGCGGAGGAAAUCCCCGAGCCUGGGCAAGUGGAAUCCACCAUGCAUGGUGGCAGCAGCGAUUCUUUGGGUUCAGACAAAGUGCCGGAGGAAAUCCCUGAGCCCUUGGAAGUAGAGCCCACCAUGCAAAUUGACAUGGAUGGGGACGAGGACCUAGCAGUGGAAGAGGCGCUGCUGCUGAAGCAGCUGGCAGUGCUGCAAGCAAAGUUGCAAGCUCCUGUUGCUGCCUGCCCCGACAAUCUAGAGACGCAGAUAGAAGCUUUGCAGACGCCCGAGCCCCUUGCAGCCUUGUCCCGGUCCAACAGUUCGUUUGCUGAUCUAGAAGAUGUGCUUCCUGGAAAGCACUUCUCACCGGCAGUUGAGCUCCCGAGCACUUCUGCCACAAGUGAGCCCGACAGUGCCUUUGUUACUCCGUCCCCGAAAUGCCUGUUGCCUGACCUGGCUGAUGUUGCGACGCCACCCAAGACGGAAGCUCCGGUUGUUGCAGCGACUGCGACAGCCGAUGCCCCUAAAAAUGGUCCAAGUGUCGAGGCCAGCGAGGCCAAGGGCGCUGAGACCGAUGAUGAGAUCAUGAACUACGAGGGUUUCGCCAGCAGAAAGGAUCAGACCGGCAUCAAGCGCAAAAACAAAGAAGUGGCUGAGGCUAAGGCCAAGCCUGGUGGUCGCGGUCGCGGUGGUCGCGGUGGACGCGGCCGUGGUGCCGUGGAGCCUCGACAUGAUGAUGAGGAUGAUGAUGCCAGCAAGGCCUGCGCUGGCCGAGGUCGAGGUGGGGGCCGUGGCCGUGGCCGUGGCAAGGGUGAGACCUCAUGUCCAGUGGAGGACGAAGAUCGUGAGGACCUCUGGGGGGAUGAAGGUGCCAAGCCCAAGAAGAAGAAGAAGCAGGCCAAUCCGAAGCCCAAGAACAAGAAGAUCGAGACGGAUGACACCAAGGCUUCGAAGGAGAAGCCGGCCAAGAGGGUAAAGGUGGCCAAAGCCACGGCUGAGCCCACAGCCGCAGUCGCUGGCGAUGAUGAUCACGAGGCGGAGUGGCAUGAUGGCGAGGCCACUUGUUACUACGAUUUGGACGAUCCCUGGUGGCAUGAUGGCGGAGCAGCGGAGCAGAAAGGGGGUGCUGCUGCGUGGGAGGCUUGGUGGGAUGAUUGUGGGCACGCCCUGUAUGGUGCGCAAGAGGCUGAUGAGGCCAAGUCGGAGCCGGAGCAAGAGCAGGAAGAGGUGGCUGUGGGGCCGGAGCCAAGCUUUGCUCGGCGGCCUCCUCCAAAGACCGAGGUCCCAUACAGGCGAUGGUCUGCAGUCCGGGAUGCCUUUAAGACCCAUGUGAGCCCGAGCGUCUUGUACAGCUGCAAGUAUCAGGACCCUUUCUGGAAGGUCUGCAUGGAAAAGUUCGGGGAUCGCAAAGACGAGCUCAACAGGGGCCUAGUGGAUUUCGCGACGAUAGCCACCAAAGCGGCCAAGCACUUUGCGAAGAGCCAAGCUUUUCCAGCUUUUCUCUGUGUGCCCUUCAGUGGCACAGGUGAAGUUCAUAUGAUCUUCACCGAAGCGUUAAUUGGAUGGGGUGCCAUCGUCGACGUCAUGCCGCCGAAGGGCAUCCGCAAAGGCCAGGCAUUCCUGGCCAGGCUUUGGAUGUGCUUGGUUGCCUAUGCAGUGCAGCCGCUAGCCGCCGAAAGCCCUUUCCGCAACAAUAUGUUGGCUCUACAGUUUGAGUUCCUGAUUGUGGUCUUAUUGGUAUCUUGGACAUCGUAUAUCGACCUGGAACCACAGCGCCCCUUCGAGCUGCUAGAAUUCUUUGCUGGCCAUGCAACCAUAGCCCGGGCUGCAGAGGUCGCCGGAUAUCGCUCAGCCGCUGUAGAUAUCCUGUACGACGAGGCUAGGCAAGAGCGGAAGUCGAUAGGCAAACGAUCCCCUUUCGAUCUGAAUUCAGCUUGCUGUGGCAAUGGUGCUCCAGGGCACCUGGUCACAGGUGGUAUGCUUCUUUGGAACAUGCUGACAGUUCUGCUCAUGGCGCUGGCAGUGGCUAUGGGGGGCUCGGUGUUCUUAGAGAACCCUGCCCAGUCUGUUCUUUUCGAUUGCAAAUGGUUCCUUUGGUUAGUUCGAGCCAUGAAGUCGACUGGCCACGGCACAUCCAGGAAGAACCUAGAGAAAAUCAUGGCGUCCGUGGGGUACAACCCGGAAGCUUUCGUGCAGCUGCUCGAAGAGAUCCAUGAAUCCUACACGGAAAGUGAGCUGGAGAUUCAAGGGGAAUACGCAACAGAGGAGACCAUGGCUGAGAAGAGGAUUGAUGCCGUGAAGGCAUACUGCGCACAAGAUCCUGGACGGUUCAUGAGGCGGGAUACCUACGAACAGGACAAGGUGCUCUACUGGUGCGAGAAGACUAUUAAGGCAUCGCACAAGCAGGGGGAACGCUCCAUUAGACGGUCCACAUCUACCUUCGAAGCCAAUGGUGUGGCUGGUCCAUCGGAGCCCUCAGUCUGCCCCAUUGUGGAUCCAGCAGCGAGUCCAUCACUGACCCAGGCAGACUUGGGGUCUGUAGACGACAAGGAUGCCUCUGACCUCCGAAAAAGAGCCGGCAUUCCUGAAUUUAACCCAGAUGCCCGGCCUUCGGCAGUGGCAGUCAAGAUGACGGUCUGCCUUUCCAAACGGUCACAAAAGUUGCUCGACGUGAAGAAGCAGUUUGAUGCCAUUGACAAAAAUGACUACACGGAGAACCACAAAAGGAAGCUUAGCUUAACUAAUCCCAACACCCCUACUAAACCCCUAAACCCUGACACCUACAAUAGCCUUAUUAGAAACUGA